Molecule: messenger RNA, 455 nt
Organism: Arachis duranensis
Lineage: Eukaryota; Viridiplantae; Streptophyta; Magnoliopsida; Fabales; Fabaceae
Product: agamous-like MADS-box protein AGL12
Exons: 2
Coding region: 123-440 (105 amino acids)
Biological process (GO): positive regulation of transcription by RNA polymerase II
Molecular function (GO): RNA polymerase II cis-regulatory region sequence-specific DNA binding; DNA-binding transcription factor activity, RNA polymerase II-specific; protein dimerization activity
Source: RefSeq, a predicted model, not a curated record
AGAUUGAAGCAAUUUGGUUAGAAAAAGUUUGAAUAGAUAAAGAGGUACUACGUACCUGGUUGCAGCAACCUCGAAGCUAGUUCAAACUAGUGGGAGGUUGUGUGCAGAGAAAGCGCACAUCAAUGGCUCGUGGAAGAAUUCAGUUGAAGAGAAUAGAGAACCCGGUUCACAGGCAAGUUACCUUCUGCAAGCGCCGAGCUGGGCUUCUCAAGAAGGCUAAGGAGCUCUCUGUCCUUUGCGACGCUGAAAUUGGCCUUGUCAUUUUCUCCGCUCAUGGCAAGCUCUAUGAACUCGCCACUAAAGGAACCAUGCAAGGAGUGAUAGAGAGGUACAUGAAGUUUACUGGGGCGGCUCAGCCUGAAGAACCACCAACUGAACCGCAUCAUCAUCCUCUUGUAUGUCUCAUCUCUCUCUCUUUCUCUUUUAUGUUAAUUAAGUAGCUACUAAGUGUCAUG